Molecule: messenger RNA, 3459 nt
Organism: Bactrocera dorsalis (oriental fruit fly)
Lineage: Eukaryota; Metazoa; Arthropoda; Insecta; Diptera; Tephritidae
Exons: 2
Coding region: 134-1432 (432 amino acids)
Source: RefSeq, a predicted model, not a curated record
CAUUUAGAGAGGCAAAUAAAGAACCGAACGACAGUUCUGAUGAAAGCAGUAUAUAGACAUAAACAGAGCACGAAAAGACUCGGCGAAUUAGAACGGACUUUGGCGAUCUAUAGCGAGCAGUUGAAACAAGCCAAUGGGCGGAAGUGAGCCAAGUACCGACAUUUACUCCGAACUUAUGCCUGAAAUCGUAAAGAAAUAUACCGCAAUGCGUAAAUUUGCCAGACGUUGGAUGCACAAGGCGAAUAUUAAGAGAAGACACACUACGGGCCUGGAUAUAGCUACCAUAAUUAAGAAGCAGCGCAUGAGCUGGGAACCGACAGUGAGACUGCGCGAAACGGUUGCAAUGCAAAAUAUUGUGCCCACAAUGACCAAUGAGCAAUAUGAACGUGAAAUUGCACUGAAAUCGCAUAGUGCUACAAGUGUUUUUCAAGAAAUAAGUAGCAACCGAAAUGAACAGAAGAUAACCGAUAGCCUUAAAAGCGUAUUGCCACCACUAGAAGCUGUAGUUGCUAGCGAAGAGAGUAGUAAGUUGACUAAACGAAGAAAAAUACUAAAAUCCAAACAAAGUGCCACUUCCGAUAUAGACGAAAGUGCAAAGAGACGUCGUACUGGCAAGCGAAGAGGUCGAGCACGAAGAAGAUCAAGUCGCAAGAGCCAACAAAGUGUCACAUCGGAUGGGCCUAAAAAAGGACAAAGAAAGAGAAAAGGGAGAAGAAAAAGUAUUAAAAGUCUUGACAGUGGCGGACAGGAUAUGAAGCAAAGUAGACGUGGUCAUAGUGUUCGCAAAGGUCGAAAACGUCAGAGUAAGGAAAAGUCGAAAGCCAGUCAAAUAAGUCAGGAGCCCGAAAGUCGUGCCGGAACAGUGCAAUCAAUUGUUGAUGAGAAAAGCGCUAAAGAAAAUCUAUUGUUCGAAAUGAAUUUACAACAACAAUCAGUUCCUGUACAAAUGAAGAAAGCCAGCGUAAACGAAAAAACUGCGCUAGAUAAAUUUAGGAGGAAAAGUGUUGAAUUUGAUAAAUCACAAUCAGAUACGAACUGUCAAUUUCAUGCGCUCGAAGAAUACUGGGGUGUACCGUUACGUACUGAUUGCACGCUAGAUAAAUUGGAAAGGUUGAAUAGCAUACUAGACGAGCUUAUAGUCGAAGAGGAGAAAAAACCAUCGCCGCCACUGAAGCACAUGCUAUCAUCUCGAAACGUUGUCCGAAAACCGAGCAAACGCGAAAUGCGGGAUUUAGAGAAAUUGCUGGUGCUGCUCAAAGAGUGUAAAAAAUGUCAGAAAAAGCAGGAAAAGGCGAAAGCGGCCGAGCGUGAUUUUGCCGUGUUAUGCAAAAAGGAACAUGACGAUGCCAUAAAAAAUGCAGCUGGACUGCCAGAUUACUUUCCGGAAGACUCGGACUUCAGUGUGAUGUGUUCUUGUAAUAGCGUGUCAUAACGGAACAGUGAAAUGCAAUGGCUGCAAAAGAGUUUUACAGUUCGGUCGUAAUAAUGUCUGUCGCUGCUGAUUGCGCAAUAUUUUCGGUAUUAUUAUGUACAUAUGAAUGUAUGCUAAGUAGAUGCUAAAUUUAUUUACCGCGGACGCAUCAGUUGGAGCUCUGUCUGUUAAAAACAAUGAAGUAUACACAGAUAUUUUGUUGAUUUUAACAAAUAGGGCUGCAGCUGGUUGCAUUUUAUGAAUAAGUUGUGGAUAUUUUAUAAAAAAAAAUGUAAAAAUUACAUAAACGAUAUUUACUGAGUAAAUGAAAAUUGUGUACAGACUUGCAAGGGUGAACAGCACGAGGAAGCGUUCGGGAAGUUUAUUUCAAGAGAGGUGUAAAAGUGAGAAUUGAAAAUCAGUACUGUGGUUGAAAUCGUGGAAAAUAUUUCGGAAAUAAUAAGUUCUGAAAUAUGAACGGGUUUGCUGUUGAUUUGGUAGUUCUUUCUCGAUUGAAAGACGGGUAUAUUCCAUUUAUUAGGCCCGACCAGCUCACUAUAUAUUUCAGAUUAUUAGACUACUUUGAGUAAACUGAAAUCUUGGGAAAUAUCCGUGAAAAGAGGAUAGACAUAUACCCUCUCUUCAUUGAUUGCAAAGCUGCUUUUGUUAGCACGAAACGGAGCUGACUUUAUGCCGCUAUGUCUGAACUUAUUGUCUCCGCGAAACAAAUACGGUUGUGUAAACUGACAUUGAGCAAUACUAAAGGCUCCGUCAGGAAUGGAAACGACCUCUCCGAGCCAUUCGAUACCAAAUGAGGUUUCAGACAAGGCAACUACUUAUUGUGCGACUUCUUCAAUAUACACCUGGAGGAAAUAAUUCGAGCUGCAGAGCUGAAUCGAAAAGGCACAAUCUUUUAUAAGAGUGUACAGCUGCUGGCGUCGUUAGUUCUGCUUUCUCCAGUUUGGAUAAUAAAGUGAAGUAAAUGGGUCUGGUAGUGAACGACGAAAUAUCUUCUGUCAUCAAGCAAAUAGUCGUCUGUUGACAGUCAUAACUUCGAAGUCGUAAAUAAUUUCGUCUGUCUUGGAAACAAUAUUAACAUCAGCAACAAUGUAAGCCUCAAAAUCCAACGCAGAAAAACUCUUGCCAUAAAGUGCAUUUUCGGACUGAGUAGGAGGUCCUCUCUCGACGAACAAAGACGAAAUUGUAUAAGUCACUUAUUAUUCCCAUCCUGCUAUAUGGUGCAAAGGCUUGGACGAAAACAACAUCUGAUGAGUCGACGUUACGAGUUUUCGAGAGAACGUUGGAAGGAUAAGCUGUACGAGAUCUACAAACGAUGACAUUCAGUGAAUUAAAAGACAGCACGUACGAUGGGUAGGUGGGGAGGUUAUGUCAUCCAUGUGGAUGAAAACACUCCACAUCUGAAAGUGUUCGACGUAGUACCCGCCGGGGAAGCAGUUUAAGAGGAAACCACCCAAUAACCCACUCCGUUGGAAAGACCAGGAGAAGAAGGACAUAGCUACAUUUGGAAUCUCCAAUUGGAGCCAAGUAGUGAAAAGGAAGAACGAAUGGUGCGAUGUUGUAAAUUCGGCUAUAGCCGCGUAAACGGAGUCUACGUCAAUAAAGAAGAAGAAUAAUAAUUAUAUUAUAGAUUAGACUUUGUAGAAAUAUUCUCUAAAAUCUUUAGAAGAUUGUACUCUAGGUAAGACGGUUAGCUCGAAAUGCGACCGUUAUAACUUGUUUUUAUAUAUUUUUUGUUACUGCUGGAAGUAGGGCUUUUAGAAGCGGCAACUAGGCCUACGUAUACAUUUGUCUGGAUAUAUGUAUAUACUUCUUUCGCACAAAUAAACGCACACAGAGCCGAAUAUAGUAUUAUUUAAAUUGUAUUGAAUGAAUAUGAGCCUUUCUACGCAUUAUGGUAUUUUAUACAAAUUUUAACAGCUGCAUAAAUACAUACAUGAAUGGGUAUAAUGAAGACCCGAAUUGAAAAAUAUUUAUUAAAGAAAAAUAUUUUAUUAACAGUCAGUAAUUGAACAACUGCUUCGGCGAAG